UUUGACUCCACCCCUCGCUUCCCGUAGUAGCAGCAGCCGAAGCGAAAUUUUAUAUUGAACGGAAACCAUUUUACUUAGGCGUUUAUUUGAGCUUUUUGUGCUGUUUAGGCUUUUUCAUAAUGUCAGGAUCGUCUAACAUCGUUGCAAUGAAGAAAAUUGUACAGCAGCUGCGCUUUGAGGCAAAUAUCAACAGAGUUAAGGUCUCUCAAGCGGCAGCAGAACUUCAGCAGUUCUGCAUGCAGAACGCACUUCAAGACCCUUUGCUGACUGGAGUGUCUUCGAGCACAAACCCAUUCAGGACACAAAAGCUUUGCUCGUUUGUGUGAAACCCUACAGUGGAUCCCCGCAAUUGUCCCUUGCCCGUUCCUGUGACCUUUCUGCUGGGGGAAAAAUGAACCACUGCCAUAACCUGUAAAUUAACCAGCGACAAUACAAAGCUGUUUGACUAGAAAACCAGUAACCUUACCUCAUUAACACUGAUGUUAAAACCAAUACGGAGUCCUCCCACUGGAUUCCUCAGUUCAGGUGCAUAUGAUGUCAAAUAUGCAUAAACAAAAGUAGAAUAACCUUGUUUUUAUGCAUAUUGUCAUAAAUCUGGUUUGGACGGUCCAGUGUUCAUAGAUUUAUUAAGACCUCUAACAAGCCUGCCUUAAGUGUUUAGUAUUGUUCUAGCUUGGUGGGCAAAACACUUUUGUAUUUCAUGUGGCACAACAGUGGAACUCAAUAAUUUAUUGUGCCUUGGUGUGGAUUUUUUUUUUUUUUUUUUUUUUUUUAUAAAUAAUGCUUGUUUCUAUCCUGUUAGCCCUAGCGUUUUUGUAACAAAUAAACCACUGAUUUAUAUACAUUACUGCUUUGUUUCCCCCCCCCCCCCCCAAGUUUACUUGAGUAAUCUUUUUAAUAUAGCAAACUGUACUAUAUACGUCUACUGUAUGUAAUUGAAUAGCCGUGUUAUGUAGUAGUCAAUGGAAGAUUCAAGAAAAUGAAAGUGCUGAUUCUCAUCUCACACAAACCCAAAGUUUAUGUAAUUUUAAAUUAUCACUAAUGUUCCCUCGUUUUGCAUCGAAGUGUAAAUGUGCAUACCUAAAGUGAUGGAAAGGGUAUCUGAGGAGAAUGCAUUCUUGAUGGGAGGGGGAGUAGCUGAUGUGUUCCUUCACUAUGUUCAAGUGUCUCAUGAAUGCUUAAAAGGCCUUUUAGUUGAACAAGAUUAUAUAAAGCCUUAUUUUAAAAGGAGUACAUGUUGCCACAAAUGUUCCUAUUUAGUAUAUUGUGAACUUUCUUGUUUUUCCAGCAAAAUGCAUGAGUGCAAUCAUGUUUAAUAGAUAGUCUUAAGGAUAUAGAAAUGCCAACUCUUCCUCACCUCAGCAGGUUUUAAACUGCAUGUACCAUGUAAAUGUAAAUCUAGGACAAGUUGGUGGCAGGUGAGGCAAUGAAUGACCAUUUCAAUAAAAGGCAAUGGCACACAAAUAGA
Messenger RNA from Electrophorus electricus (electric eel), 1468 nucleotides. It is a transcript of the gene gng5, whose product is annotated as guanine nucleotide binding protein (G protein), gamma 5. NCBI's taxonomy places the organism in Eukaryota, Metazoa, Chordata, Actinopteri, Gymnotiformes, Gymnotidae. The record is from RefSeq and is a predicted model, not a curated record. Gene Ontology annotation, cellular component: heterotrimeric G-protein complex. Gene Ontology annotation, biological process: G protein-coupled receptor signaling pathway. Gene Ontology annotation, molecular function: G-protein beta-subunit binding.